Messenger RNA from Lucilia cuprina (Australian sheep blowfly), 848 nucleotides. RefSeq lists its product as uncharacterized. The transcript is spliced from 2 exons. The record is from RefSeq and is a predicted model, not a curated record. Bases 110 to 745 code for a protein of 211 amino acids. Lineage: Eukaryota; Metazoa; Arthropoda; Insecta; Diptera; Calliphoridae.
AAAAAUACAACAACUCUAAGAAUUGUCAUUCAAAUUUGCAACGCUCAAAAAUUGCCAAAAGUUAUUGUAUUUUAAAUGUGCACCUUUCACAUUUCACUUUAUAACAAUAAUGGAAAAUAAUAAAACAUUUUGGAUGGAGUUUCUGGACAUAUACCAGGCUCAUCCCGAAUUAUGGAAUUUUAAAAGUGAUGACAAUAAAAACGAACAAUUAAAGGAAUCAGCUUAUAACAUUUUAUUACAAAAAAUGAAAGAACUUAUGCCAGAGGCAACAAGAGAUUUAGUAUUGAAGAAACUGAAUGUAUUUCGUUCCUCAUACCGACGAGAAAAUCGAAAGGUGAAGGACAGUAUGAGAAGUGGAUCUUCGCAAGCUGAUAUUUAUAAACCAAAAUGGCUUUUUUACGAAAAACUUAAAUUCUUGGACAACAAAGAGGAUGACAAUAUUGCGAUAUCACCCUUUGAUUAUGAUGUAACAUUUACAAAAACAUCAAAGAAAAAUGAAAAGGAACCACUUGAAAAUGAUCUUUUACAGUCUUCAGAAGAUGAAGAAGUGCAUUUGUUUAAAUAUAUGCAUGCCAAGUUGCAAAAAAUAAAUGGAAAACAAAAAAAAGUUGUACAAAGGAUCAUUUUAGAAGCCAUAUUUGCAGCUGAUGAAGGCAUAUUAGAUGACAAUAUAUUAAAAAAAUUCCUACAAUCUUUAUAUGUUAAUACACCUUCAACAUCGACGGAAGCAUUAGCUUUUGAAUAAAUUAAUGCUUAAGAAUUUACAUUUCUGUCAAAGUUUUUAUAUUGUUUUUCAAAAAAAGUAUAUAUGAAAAUAUAUACAUUUAUUAUUUAAAAAAAUUCAUUGA